Molecule: messenger RNA, 4240 nt
Organism: Gryllus bimaculatus (two-spotted cricket)
Lineage: Eukaryota; Metazoa; Arthropoda; Insecta; Orthoptera; Gryllidae
Source: the annotation of a GenBank genome assembly
GGGAAGCAAUCUACAGACUAUAGAUGACAUGUCUAGGAUCUAUAGGCUAAUUCACACCGAAAGCAAUUAUCGAACGCUGGUGGCACCAAAGAGUAUUUAUAGGUAACAGUUUCAGACAAUACAUAUUCAAGGAUGUUUUAGCCUUGCCAGAAUUUGACACUGGUCACCAGUGGUCACUGAUUUGUCAAAUGUGGUCUAGUGUUGAAUCAGUGUUAGUUAUGUUCACUGUAUACUGUAUAGAGUAGCUCUCCCAUUCAAAAUGUUUACAUGUCUUUAAUAAUACUGGCUGUAUUGCCAGCUCGUAUGUAUGAUUUGGCCGACGUCAACCUUAAUAGGUCAGUCAGACGAUAAGGACAAAUCUGUGAAGAUUUAACCUUGACUCAAUCAUGGGCGCCUUAACAAGUAGGCAACAUGCAGGAGUUGAAGAGGUUGAUAUUGUAUCCAAUCAUGCAUACAAAUACCCUCCCAGAUCAGGGAAUUAUUUUGGAAGCCAUUUCAUUAUGGGAGGAGAACGCUUUGACACUCCUCAGCCAGAAGCAUAUUUAUUUGGAGAAAACGCUGAUUUAAAUUUCUUAGGUAGCCGACCAACUCCUUUUCCAUAUCCUCCUCCACAAGCCAACGAACCAACAAAGACCCUGAAAAGCCUUGUAAAUAUUCGAAAAGAGUCUUUGAGGUUUGUUAGAUCACCUGAAAGUCUGAGUAAAACUGAAGAUGGAGAUAUUGAAGAGACCAAAAGUACUCAAUUCAAUAUUGAGUUUACUUUUGAUUGCGAUGCACGAUGUGCAAUUACUAUAUACUACUUUUGUACAGAAGAUUUUUCUCCAAGCGGUGUCACGUACACACCUCGGGAUCCAACCAUGAACUCUGAAACAUUUCAUUAUAAGCGUGGUGCCAACCAACAGUUUUCUCAAGUGACUCAUGUGUUUGAUCCUAGUCGGUAUUCGGAUGAUGAACUAGCUUACAACCCUGAUCGAGAUAUCAUUCCAGUGGCAAUUCAUUGUGUAGCUGAAGAAGGGAUUGAAGAACCACGCCAGUCACAUACAACUAUUGCGGUGGUGGACCACCAUGGUGAUGGUACAUAUGCUCUCCGAGCUUUGAAGCAGAAACUUUUUGUUGAUGGUCUAUGCUACUUACUACAGGAAAUUUAUGGUAUUGAAAACAAGAAUAAUGAUAAUUCCAAAGCUGCUAAUGAUGAAGAGACUGAAGAUAAUGGAUCUGAAUGUGUUAUUUGUAUGUGUGAUGUUAGAGACACUUUGAUAUUGCCUUGUAGACAUCUUUGUCUGUGCAAUUCUUGUGCAGAUUCAUUGCGCUAUCAGGCCAACAAUUGCCCGAUUUGUCGAGCACCAUUUCGAGCCUUGCUACAGAUUAGAGCCCUGCAGAAAACAUUAGCACUUCCACAAGUUUCUUUACCACCACCUGAGGGAAGUUGUGAAAAUAUCCCUGCAGGAUAUGAGCCAGUGUCGCUCAUAGAAGCUCUGAAUGGUCCUUGUCCUCUGAGGGCUGCUCCGACAGCCCCUCCAUUGGAUGUGGCGGAGACACCUGAUCAAGAGGUGGCUGCUGUUCAAGCAGCUGAAGUUCUUAAUAGGGCAAAUGUUGAAAGAAGUGGAUCAGGUGCUACAAAAACUCCGGGUAGUCCUGAAGAGUCAGAUUCUAAGAGCCCACGGGGUAACGGAGCCGCCUGCCACACUCCUGAGUUUCGAAUGUCUGUGCUGUUGGCGCGUGAGGAAGAAAAUCACAAGGAGCAAACUAAAUCUCCCUUAUUAGUGAGACAUGUGUCCCGUCCCGGCUCGCGUGAUAAGAGUGCAGUCCUGCGGCCUCGAGACACACUCCGUCUUGUCAAUGAAACCUCUACUCAUGAAGAUGAGACUCCAGAUGAAGACAGUGAAGCUGAAAAGCUGUCACCCUUACUUGAUGCUGCUACUAACACCAAUCCAGUACCUCUUGAAUCUGUUGUGGUGAGUGAUCUAGCUGCAGAUGAAGAAGAAGAAGACGAUGAAGAAUUGGAACUGAAAGUAGAAGUUAUAUCUGAAGAUGCUGCCGCAAGUUCACAUGGUACCCCUAAUGAGCCAACAACUGGACUUGAGAAUGAUCCUGGGCUUGGUUCAUCUGUGGCAGCUACUGGGGAUGACUCAGAUUACUACACUCCUGAAGAUCCUGCAACAACAAUUUUGAGCCCUCUACACACAGACAAGGAACGAACCCUUCCGCCUUCAGUAGACAGCACUCCUGGUCGCUGGCGGGAGGGUUUAACGAUGGGUUCGUUGCCUGGUACGCCUCUGAGUGGAGCCAGCCAUCUCUCUAACCGAUCAAGUGGAGAUAGCUACAGCAGCAGUAGCUCCACACGCCAGCUUUUGGCAGGUGGAGGUGGGCAUCAUGCACCAGCCGGUGCAGCUGUCACUGAUGGUGAUAAACAGCCACCACUAUGAAGCCCAAGAUUUCUCCAAUAGUGUCCCUGUGACUAUGAAAUUGUUUGAAGGCUUGUGUAUUAUUCUGCUUUUUGCUGUUGAGAAUAGAACCCAUGACUGAGAACUCGGGUUCAAAAAUUUCCAUUAAAUUUCUCAUAGGGCAGCAUGAAUGUGGAAAUGAAAAAUGAAGAGAAAGUAGACAUUCUUUCUUUCAUUAGAUAAACAAUAUUAGCUUAUCUAUGCAUUUAUAAUUUUUGGAGACUGGUUCUUACAGAUUUUAUUAGCUUUAUUUUUGUGUGGAUCUGGCUUUUAUAAGAGUCAUGCCCUUGAAUUUGGUUGGAGCUUGGUGCUACCUAGGAUCUGUUAUUUUUUAUAGUGCUUUUAUGUUUUAUUUAUACCAUAAAGAUCUGAUAUUUACUUUAAAACAGAACAUUCAGCAUUGUUUUGAUUAGGAAUUAGAAACUUGUGAAUAUGGAAUGGUUAGUCAUGAGCGUGUAUUGCUUAUGGCAUUGUUUUAAUUUUUGAAUCUGUUAGCAAUAUUUGCCUUAAAUAAAUACUGACAAAACUGAUUUUCUUAAAAUUGUGUAAGUGAAAUUCAUUUCGUAACUAUUAACAGUGAUAUUUUAAAAUGAAAUGUUUACCCUGUCUCAGAAAAAGGGAAAAGAAAUUAAAAUUUCAGGUUCGAUUAUGGGGAAUAAAACUCAAUUUCAUUGCUUUACAUUUUCAAGGAGCACUUUGUGUAUAAAAUAUUUAUUACAUCUUAAACAAGAGUUUUCUUCUUUUUUUCCUUUAUUGAAUAACAAUUUAUUUACAAUUUUUAGUAAAAAGUCAAAUUAAUUAGUCAACAUCAGUGAUAGAAAACCAAAAACUAUGUGUUGUAUCAUAUAGUGUAGAGAAGUAUUCUUGAUUUUCAGCAUUCUUAUGUGUUGUGAAUUAUGCUUAUCUAAUUGACUGCCAAGCCUGUUUUCACAAACUAUUUCACUGAUACCAACAAAAAUAUAGCAUCAUCUUUGAAGAAAUAAAUCGUUUUUAAAUAUCUAAGUCAUUAAUAUGGACUUUCUUAAUCUUUUCAUUAAUUUACCUUGUCUGUGACCGUAUGGUCUCAUGCUUAUGACAAAAAGCUAUCUGUGAGACCAUAUAGUCUUACACAUUUAGGUAAUAAUUCCAAAAGCGCAAAACUUUCAACUGAAAUAUGUUUUAUUUGGUUGCAAGAAAAGUCAAUGUGAGAAUAAUUUGAUUUAAAUAUCUUCAAUAUUUCUUUAUUAGGUUCUUACUGAAUGAAACACUACAUAUUGACAAUCAAACCAAGUGCAAAAAGUGUGGUAUUAAAUCAUAUAAUUUCUUCCUUGGACCUACCGCAUUUCACUAAUAAUAUCUUUUACUAAAUUGAUAAACCUUCACCUUGAUUGCUUGCUUGUAAGGAGCCACAAAUGAGUACUGGAACAAUACUGGGAUAUAAAUGUGAAAUUUAUGUGUAUUGCUGCAAAACUCAUGCUUCAAAAGAGCAGGAAAGUAGAUAAAUGAUUUAUUGGUUGAUUAUAUUACAGGCGCAUCAACUGCUCAGGUCAUUAGUACCACAAGUGCAUGUUUUCAUUGCCGGAGAUGGCAGUGAUCUUUCUGGCUCACAUGAUCCUGCACUGACCUGCUUUGGUUUACAGGAAUUUUCCUCAACCAGGUAUCUCCCCUCAGUGAGGCACUGCCCUAGCCGGGACUAGCUGUAAGCUCCCAACACGUCUUCCGACAAGUGUGAUAGUGCAGUGCAUGUGUGUUUAAGUAAGGGGUGAAGAUAGGACAAGGAAGAGGAAGGAAAGGUUGUGGUACAUGACCCAUUCAUA